ACUCCAAGUCACAUGAAUUCGAAUUAGUGGAGUGCAUGGUUUGUCCGAUUAUGUUUCGGUUUUAAACGAUAGCGGUUGCUUGAGAUACUGUCUGCAGAUAGCUCGAUCGUAUACACCCCUCAGGAAGAUUUCAACAUUUAGCUGUGGAUUAAAAACACGCUUGAACCUCUUAUCUGCGGUACACAAUAUGUCAGUCGGUGACGAUUUCUGUGAAUUGGAUGGCGUGCCGGCUGCAGAUCUUUUUAAACCUGGACUUGGGUUGACUUAUAAUGAUGUAAUUAUUCUCCCAGGAUACGUUGGGUUUAGUACUGAAGAGAUUGACAUAUCUAGUCGAAUAACUAAACGAUUUUCUCUGAAAAUUCCGUUUGCUUCGUCACCCAUGGACACAGUUACUGAGGCGAAAAUGGCAAUUGCUAUGGGGCUUUGUGGUUCAAUCGGGUUCAUCCACCACAACUGUCCCACAGAGUAUCAAGCCAACGAGGUUAAGAAGGUCAAAAAAUACAAACAGGGUUUCAUUUUAUCUCCGAUUGUCGUUUCACCAAAACAACCAAUUUCUGACAUUGUUGAUAUAAAAAAGCAGCAUGGAUUUAGUGGAAUCCCUGUAACGGAAGAUGGUAAUAUGGGCAGCCGCCUAGUUGGCUUAGUCACUUUGCGGGAUAUGGAUUUCUUAGAUCCCAAGGAUUUUACGACACCUGUUGAAAAGGUAAUGACCCCAUUCGAUGAUCUUGUUACGGCAUUUUCUGGCAUCACACUGACUGAAGCUAAUGAUAUCAUUCGAAGAAGCAAAAAAGGUAAACUACCGAUCAUCAAUGAAAAUCGUGAAUUAGUGGCAUUGAUUGCACGAACUGACUUGAAGAAAAAUAGUGAUUAUCCUCUGGCCUCCAAAGAUUCAGAAAAUCAGCUAAUUGUAGGUGCAGCAGUUUCUACACAAGAGGGAGCUAUGACUCGUGUUGAAGCACUAAUUAACGCUGGAGUCGAUAUUAUUGUUGUGGAUUCCUCUCAAGGGAAUAGCAUCUAUCAGUUGGAUAUGAUCAAGCGUAUUAAAUCAUCAUUUCCAGAUUUACAAGUAAUCGGAGGGAACAUCGUAACCUGUGCUCAGGCCAAAAACCUAAUCGAUGCUGGUGCGGAUGGUUUACGUGUUGGAAUGGGCAGUGGAUCGAUUUGUAUCACUCAGGAAGUGACUGCUAUUGGGAGAUCGCAAGCUAAAGCCGUUUAUAAAGUAUCUGAAUAUGCUCGUAUGUACGAUAUACCUGUGAUCGCAGAUGGAGGGAUUCAAAAUGCUGGUCAUAUUGUUAAAGCUCUUAGUUUUGGCGCUUCUGCAGUUAUGAUGGGUGGACUUCUAGCUGGUACAACUGAGUCACCUGGAGAAUAUGUUUUUUCAGAUGGUAUAAGACUGAAAAAAUAUAGAGGUAUGGGAAGUUUGGAAGCAAUGUCUCAACAUACAGAAAGCCAAGCUAGAUAUUUUAGUGAGUCAGAUCGUAUUAAAGUUGCUCAAGGUGUCUCGGGUACAAUCAUAGAUAGAGGUUCUGUACAUCAGUUGGUACCCUAUUUAGUUGCGGGUGUUAAACAUGGAUUACAACAAAUUGGUAUCAGGAAUAUAACGGAACUACAUAAUAUGUCACGGAGUGGAAGAUUGCGGUUCGAAUAUCGAAGUCCGUCUGCUCAGCUGGAAGGUGGAGUACACAGUCUGUAUUCGUAUGAUAAACGUCUAUACUAAUUGUCAAAUAUUUCUACACAUUUUGAGAUUUACACCAAGUUGGCCUGUCCAUUCAAACAAAUCAUGCAAACCUUUUUUUGAUUUUUCGUCCAGUUUUAUCAACUCUGUGUUGUAUUUAAAAAAAAAAAAUAUUUGUAAUUGUUUAUUAUUGCUUAGAUUAGAGUAUAACUAUGUUUGUGUGUAAAUUCGGAUGUUUAAUAAUCCUACUCAGUUUCAUUCACUCCUUUUUGUUGAAGUAUUUUUUAUAGUUUUUCGCUAAGUUUUGUUUAAACUUUGAGAUGAAAUAAAGGCUGAGAGUUUUGG
This is a messenger RNA of Heterobilharzia americana, 2020 nucleotides long. Lineage: Eukaryota; Metazoa; Platyhelminthes; Trematoda; Strigeidida; Schistosomatidae. The record is from the annotation of a GenBank genome assembly.